AAAUCUGAUUGAGUUAUUAGUCAAUAUUUCAAUGUCACCUUAUUUUAUGACUUGUGUGUCUUUUUCAAUAUUUUGUACUCAUUUAAUUGUUAUGUAAAAACUUGUGAUAGCACAAAUUUAUGGUGGUGUAAUUAUUUUUAUGGUUUUGUGUGAAUUGACAUAUAAUCUGUAUAUAGCUCUAAUAUUAUAAAAUAAAAAGAAAUGGCUUCAGACAUCUUAGGACCCUCUACAGCUGAAAUCCGCGAGAAUUUGUUUCAGGUCACGACGGCUGUCAAGUUCCUCUCAAAUCCGAAUGUUCAGAGAUGUACCAUGGAGAGUAAGGAACGUUUUCUUCGUUCCAAAGGCCUGACUGAUGCCGAAAUAGCUAAGGCUAUAGAAAAAUGUGGAGAGUUCCUGGACGUACCAACGCUGGCCUCCGAAUUGAUGCUGUUCAAUCAUUCGAGAAGGUCGUGGUUCAGAGAAAGAAUUCUACCUCUCAUAGUUUACGGCGGUGUUAUAUAUGGCUGCUAUUGGUUCUACAAGAACUGCAUCAGACAUUUACUGUUCGUGGAGGAAUCCAAACGGAAGACUACAGCUGAGUGUAUAGACGAGCUGAGAAAGUCGCUGGACGUCAUGAACAGCAGCAUCAGCUCAUUACGCGGAGAGAUGCAGUCAUCAGUGAAACAGAACACGCUCAGAGCACAGAUGGACAGCUUAAAGGCCGACAUAGCGUCAGUUAAGGGGAUUCUACUGAAUAGGAAUCAAUUUCCUUCUCUCAAACGCACUGAGCCAUCGAUCCCCGCAUGGCAGAGACAAUCAGAAGAGGCUACUUCCACCGAGGUCCCUGAGACGAAGCAUCGUAGUCGCAGCCAGAGGUCAGAGUCCGGCGGUUCCAACUCCAGUGAGGGUGAACAGGCCACCAAGAACAGCGACAGUAGCUUGGAGAUCAUGUGAGUGAAACAGAUGUAUACUACUUCAUAUCAUGAAAACGUCGUUUCUGAACGUCACCUAAUUAGUUUUGGACAUUAGUUUUUAAUGGUGUAUAAUUUAAUUAUGUGUCACUUGCCGCUAUUCAUUGCCUCGUCACUAUUUUAUUUGUUCAUAUAAAAUAAGGCGGGAAUUAUGAAAAUUGUUGUGAAUAUAUAUCUAUAUAUAUAUUUUUAUUAUAAUGUACUAUUAUAACAUGGUGUCAGAUUAUAGCUGUUGAUAGCUUAACCAAAUAUUAAUAAUAAAUAUAAAUAAUAAUUUAGUAUUCAUUAUUUUGCAGUUAAUAGUUUGUUUUGUAAAUUAUUAUUGUUUUUUAAAUAAAGUUUACACACGAUAAGAUGACCGGCGGGGUCAAGAUAAAUUAAGGUCGAUGGUGUCGAUUCUAGAACCUAGGCUCCCUAAAAAUAUGACUUAAUGCUGUUUAUAUUUUAUUUCAUACUUGACAGUUAUCAGAAUAAAUCAAACAUAAUAUAUGGAAUGUAAAUUUAACGAACCUUUUUAUAAGUAAUAACAAACUGAUAGCUCAGUAAGUUUCAGUUACAUAUAUUGUAAUUUAAUACGAUAAGUGCAUUCCGCGAUCUAAAUGUUGUUACGUUAGUGUUGUGACUCUGUGGUGAUAAAUAAACCAAUGACGCAUUUUUUUUUCA
Messenger RNA from Danaus plexippus (monarch butterfly), 1613 nucleotides. RefSeq names its product peroxisomal membrane protein PEX14 (gene Pex14). NCBI's taxonomy places the organism in Eukaryota, Metazoa, Arthropoda, Insecta, Lepidoptera, Nymphalidae. Gene Ontology annotation, molecular function: signaling receptor binding. The record is from RefSeq and is a predicted model, not a curated record. Gene Ontology annotation, cellular component: peroxisomal membrane; peroxisomal importomer complex. Gene Ontology annotation, biological process: protein import into peroxisome matrix, docking. The transcript is spliced from 5 exons. The coding region runs from base 202 to 933 and encodes 243 amino acids.